Molecule: messenger RNA, 744 nt
Organism: Mesorhabditis spiculigera
Lineage: Eukaryota; Metazoa; Nematoda; Chromadorea; Rhabditida; Rhabditidae
Source: the annotation of a GenBank genome assembly
AUGGACGAUAGCGCGAAAAGCCAGCUGAAAAGCAUCCCGCUCCUCAAAACAAAGGCCGGACCCCGUGAUGAGGCGCUGUGGCCAAAGCGUUUGCAGGAAGAGCUCGAGGCGCUGAUCGCGUUCGUGACGAUGAACAAGGAAAACGACAAGGAUUGGUUCCACAUUGAGUGCAGCGAUCGCGGGGAUCGUUGGUACGGCAAGUGCUGGACGUUCUACAACAACGUGAAAUACGAGUUUGCCGUCGAGUUCGACAUCCCGAUCACCUACCCGACGACCGCGCCCGAAAUCGCACUCCCCGAACUCGACGGGAAGACGGCAAAAAUCUCCCCAGAAGAAGAAGAAGAAGCCGAUGGUGACGACAAUUUUCGGGCCAAGAAACGGGCGGAGACCGGGAAAAACUCGGCCGAGAAAAACGAAGUCACGGCCCCGACGGGACCCCAAAAAGAUGCCCCACCAACCGUAGGCAGGAGGCUGAUGCCAACCCCUCCCAAUCUGGUCCCGCCACGAGUUCUGGCCAGACUGGGGGCUACCGUACCCGGCAGUGGGCGUGGCUUCGCGGCGAGACCUCGAAAUGGGGGCCAACGGCUGGUGAAAGAUGUCGAUGAGCCGAGCCGCCCGGUGAGAAUCCAGGCUCAUCAACAGCUAACUGGCGGCGCGUGGAAUUUGCCGUUGGAACCGAUUACGCCAGGAAAUGGAACGCAGCAGCGGCCGCUGCUGCCCCGCCCUCCGCAUAUACCAAUUCGU